Molecule: messenger RNA, 1652 nt
Organism: Neurospora tetrasperma FGSC 2508
Lineage: Eukaryota; Fungi; Ascomycota; Sordariomycetes; Sordariales; Sordariaceae
Exons: 2
Coding region: 1-1476 (491 amino acids)
Source: RefSeq, a predicted model, not a curated record
AUGGACAGCGACACACCACCACCCAUUCCACCCCGUCCUCCAGGAUGGGUGAGCAGUCCGCUCUCAAGCCCCGGGUCAUGUCCAGUGCUAUCAUCGCCGCAACCACAAUCUGUGAAUAACGAGACCCCUCCUCCCUUGCCUCCAAGACGACCAACAAACGAGGAACAACCACCAAUGGUUCUUGAAAGGCAUUCAAGACCGUACAGCUACGUACCGCCGUCUCGGGAAAGCUCCGGCUUAAGUCCUCCUCCUCUGCCACCACGCGUGACUCGCCGGCCUGUUUCGCAAAGGGAGCCGCAACCACAACCACAACCGCAGCCACAGUCCUCAUCACCGCAAUUUGAACCGUUCCGCCCACAGCAAUUCCAGGAACCAAAGUUUGAGUGUAAUCCACCGAGUCCGUUUCAGUCGCAAGCUGGAAAUCAGACUACGUCAGCGGACUUUGAGGCUUUCAGAGGACAAUAUGCGCCUUAUCAGCCGCAGCAGACCUUCCCGCCUCCUCCUCCUCCUCCUCCUCCUCCCCCUUCCUCAUCCUCAUCCCCACAACCCAUCCCCUACGAAAAAUGGACCCCCCUCUUCCAACCCACCGGCGCGCCCAAUCCCAUUUUUAUAGCCCUCAUGAAAUCCUUCUUUGAGAUGCUGGUAGCUCAGCAGACACCUGAAAUGAGGCCUGCUGCUACUGGCAAUGAAAAUGGAAAUGGAGAUGGCAACGGGAUGAUGGUAGUCAAUGGACAAAAGCUGUUGUUGAGUCCGGAAAAGUGUAGGAAACUCAACAAAACCCCCUGGUCAACCCUCCCCGCCAUGUCCUUCCCGGGGCUCCCCGACCCCUUCGCAGCCGUAACCCCCCUUGACAAAGCCGACUGGGAAUUCCGCUUGAUUCUCCAAGCAUUCGGCAUCCACCACCUCCCUAUUCCACGUCCUCGUCCUGCUUCCCCAAACCCCUCUCACCGUUCUACUUCUACAAACCCCCUCAUCCCCUCCUGGUUCAUCAACCUCCUGACCACUUCAUCCAUCGAAAUCCCCGAAAGCAUGCGCGUCCUCGGUAUCGGCCAAACUCCCUUUCUUACAGAGCAGGGAUUUAUCAAGUACAUGGCUUUGGAAACGGCAGGGGAGCCGGAUAGGGGGUUUGAGGGGGUGAAUGCUGCGUUGAGGUACUACGCUAGUUGUUCCGCGGGAGGAUCAGGAGGGGGACAAUGGGGAGGCCCAGGAGGAGGAGGAUCAGGAGAAGGAGGAAUAAAAUGGUGGAUGGAAAAACUAGGUCCGAUACCGAGGGACAUGUUUCCUGGUAGUUGUCCAAAGGAAAUCCAGAUGGCAGUGGAUGUCGGACAGGCAAAGCAUAGAAGGUUAUGCGAGGAGGCGGUGGCGGGGUCGAGGGCGUAUUGCGAGAUGGCGGCGGAGGGGAGGAGACAUGCGGUGGAGCUGACGGGGGAUUAUAGGACUGUGAGGGUUGAUGAGUGGGGGAAUCGGAUUUGGUGAGUUGGUUGUCUACACUUGGGAGGAAUGGGUGGGGGGCUACUGGUGUUGGUGUGAAGACUAAAUAGAAGUAGGAGUAACGGAGAGGAGGGGAGAGACGGAGGGAUGAUGUGUAAAGACACCUGAACAAGCCGACUAGGUACCUAUUAAUUUUGACUGUGGACGUUCCAAAACUGAGG